UGAUGAUUCUAUAAGAUGCUCCUUUAUCAAUUCGACCUGGCAAUCGACCCAAACUUGCAGGAGCCAAUAGUAUAUCACUAGGGAUCGGUUGUUGGCAUAGAGCAAUAUGAAAGGAGGAGCCAGAAAGCAAGGCAAAGGCAAGCGGAAGGCCUCAAAGAGAAUUUCUAGAUCACAGAAGGCUGGUCUUAAGUUCCCGGUAGGGAGGAUUGCUCGGUUCCUGAAGGCCGGAAGGUACGCUAAGCGUGUUGGCACUGGUGCUCCUGUCUACCUCUCUGCCGUUCUCCAGUACCUUGCCGAGGAGGUAUUGGAGCUCGCCGGGAAUGUAGCAAUGGACAACAAGAGGAAGAGAAUCAUCCCAAGGAAUAUACAGCUGGCAGUACGGAAUGAUCGAGAGCUGAGCGAGCUUUUCGGGUCUGCUACGAUUCCGGGCGGAGUUUUUUACCCAAACAUUUACAAUGCUUUGUUUGAUAUGAAGAGAAUCAAGAAGUGCUGAAAGGGCUUACCAAAAAAAAGAAGUGCUGAAAGGGUGACAUCGGGUCGGUAUGCUUCUCAGGAGAAUUUUAAGGGUAUCUCUUGUAUCCAAUUUCUUGUUCGCAGAUCAGCUUCAAUUUCUGGAUCACUUAUAUUCGAAUAACCUCAUUUGUUCUUCAAAUGUGUGAUAUUGUUCUACAGCCCAUUCUGCUUCACAAUGGGCACCUGGUUUGUAGCACCUCUAUCAAGAGUUGGAAACCCUCGGGCUCGGCUCAGGGGCGGAGGUAUGAGGGAAACUCAUUGAAAAUGGCAUGAUUUUGUUGAAUCCCGAAAACGAUCUUGAGGGAUUAAUAGGACAUUGAACCGGUUAUGCCGACCAGAUUUAUAAAGUUGAUAUGCAAGAAAACAAGGUUGUGCAUAAAUAUAGCCUUGUUUUUAUAGAUUAGAGGAACAAGGAAUUAUUUCUGAAGCAAGAACCUGCC
Punica granatum (pomegranate) is the source of this 953-nucleotide messenger RNA. NCBI's taxonomy places the organism in Eukaryota, Viridiplantae, Streptophyta, Magnoliopsida, Myrtales, Lythraceae. The record is from RefSeq and is a predicted model, not a curated record.